AUGGUUUUGGGUGCCUGUGUGUGCGCAGGAACAGAGAAUAAACUGAGCUCUCUCUCUGACCUGGAACAGCAGUACCGAGCCUUGCGCAAAUACUAUGAAAAUUGUGAGGUAGUCAUGGGCAACCUGGAGAUCACCAGCAUCGAGCACAACCGGGACCUCUCCUUCCUGCGGUCUAUCCGAGAAGUCACAGGCUAUGUCCUGGUGGCCCUCAACCAGUUUCGGUAUCUUCCUCUGGAGAAUUUACGCAUAAUUCGCGGAACAAAGCUGUAUGAAGAUCGUUACGCCCUAGCGAUAUUCCUAAACUACAGGAAAGACGGCAACUUUGGACUUCAAGAACUUGGACUGAAGAACCUGACCGAAAUUCUAAAUGGUGGAGUCUAUGUAGACCAGAACAAAUUCCUGUGUUAUGCUGACACCAUACACUGGCAAGAUAUUGUUCGGAAUCCAUGGCCUUCCAACAUGACUUUGGUGUCAACAAAUGGAAGCUCCGGAUGUGGAAGAUGCCAUAAGUCCUGCACUGGACGAUGCUGGGGACCCACAGAAACUCAUUGCCAGACCUUGACCAGGACUGUGUGUGCUGAACAAUGUGAUGGCAGGUGCUAUGGACCCUACGUCAGUGACUGCUGCCAUCGGGAAUGUGCUGGCGGCUGCUCAGGACCAAAGGACACUGACUGCUUUGCCUGCAUGAACUUCAAUGACAGUGGAGCCUGUGUUACUCAGUGCCCCCAAACAUUUGUCUACAAUCCCACCACCUUUCAACUGGAGCACAAUUUCAAUGCAAAGUACACAUAUGGAGCAUUCUGUGUCAAGAAAUGCCCACAUAACUUUGUGGUAGAUUCCAGUUCCUGUGUGCGUGCAUGUCCUAGUUCCAAGAUGGAAGUAGAAGAAAAUGGGAUUAAAAUGUGUAAACCUUGCACUGAUAUUUGCCCCAAAGCAUGUGACGGCAUCGGCACAGGAUCAUUGAUGUCAGCUCAGACUGUGGAUUCCAGCAACAUUGACAAAUUCAUCAACUGCACGAAGAUCAAUGGGAACCUCAUCUUCCUUGUCACGGGGAUUCAUGGGGACCCUUACAAUGCAAUUGAAGCCAUAGACCCAGAGAAACUGAAUGUCUUUCGGACAGUCAGGGAAAUAACAGGUUUCCUGAACAUACAAUCGUGGCCUCCAAAUAUGACAGAUUUCAGUGUCUUCUCCAACCUUGUCACUAUAGGAGGAAGAGUCCUCUACAGCGGACUCUCAUUGCUUAUCCUCAAACAACAAGGCAUCACUUCCCUACAAUUCCAGUCUCUGAAGGAGAUCAGCGCGGGCAACAUCUACAUUACUGACAACAGCAACCUGUGUUAUUAUCACACCAUUAACUGGACAACACUCUUCAGCACCAUUAACCAGAGAAUAGUGAUCCGAGACAACAGAAGAGCAGAAAACUGUACUGCUGAAGGGAUGGUGUGCAAUCACCUGUGUUCAAAUGAUGGCUGUUGGGGACCUGGGCCAGACCAGUGCCUAUCAUGUCGGCGCUUCAGCAGGGGAAAAAUCUGCAUAGAGUCUUGCAACCUCUAUGAUGGGGAGUUCCGAGAGUUUGAAAAUGGUUCCAUCUGUGUUGAGUGUGACGCCCAGUGUGAGAAGAUGGAAGACGGACUACUCACGUGUCACGGACCGGGACCAGACAACUGCACAAAGUGUUCCCAUUUUAAGGAUGGUCCAAACUGUGUGGAGAAAUGUCCUGAUGGCCUACAGGGAGCUAACAGUUUCAUUUUCAAGUAUGCGGAUCAGGAUCGGGAAUGCCACCCAUGCCAUCCAAACUGCACCCAAGGGUGCAUAGGCUCAAGUAUUGAAGAUUGCAUCGGCCUGAUGGAUAGAACUCCACUGAUAGCAGCCGGAGUCAUUGGCGGGCUCUUCAUCCUGGUCAUCAUGGCUCUGACAUUUGCAGUUUACGUCAGAAGAAAAAGCAUCAAAAAGAAACGAGCCUUGAGGAGAUUUCUGGAGACAGAGUUGGUAGAGCCCUUAACCCCCAGUGGCACGGCACCCAAUCAAGCUCAACUGCGCAUUUUGAAAGAAACAGAACUCAAGAGGGUAAAAGUCCUUGGCUCGGGAGCUUUUGGAACCGUUUAUAAGGGUAUUUGGGUGCCUGAAGGUGAAACAGUGAAGAUCCCCGUGGCCAUCAAGAUCCUCAAUGAGACAACUGGCCCCAAAGCCAACGUGGAGUUCAUGGAUGAAGCCCUGAUCAUGGCAAGCAUGGACCACCCACACCUAGUUCGCCUACUGGGCGUGUGCCUGAGCCCCACGAUCCAGCUGGUUACCCAGCUGAUGCCCCAUGGCUGCCUGCUGGACUAUGUGCAUGAACACAAGGAUAACAUAGGAUCACAGCUGCUGUUGAACUGGUGUGUCCAGAUUGCUAAGGGAAUGAUGUACCUGGAAGAAAGACGGCUUGUUCAUCGGGAUCUGGCAGCCCGUAACGUCUUAGUAAAAUCCCCAAAUCAUGUGAAAAUCACAGACUUUGGACUAGCCCGACUUCUGGAAGGAGAUGAAAAGGAAUACAAUGCUGAUGGUGGCAAGAUGCCGAUUAAAUGGAUGGCUCUGGAAUGCAUACAUUAUAGGAAGUUCACCCACCAAAGUGAUGUUUGGAGCUAUGGUGUCACAAUAUGGGAACUGAUGACCUUUGGAGGAAAGCCUUAUGACGGAAUUCCAACCCGAGAAAUUCCGGAUUUAUUAGAGAAAGGAGAGCGUUUGCCUCAACCGCCCAUCUGCACCAUUGACGUUUACAUGGUCAUGGUCAAAUGUUGGAUGAUCGAUGCCGACAGCAGGCCUAAAUUCAAGGAACUGGCUGCUGAGUUUUCAAGGAUGGCUAGAGACCCUCAAAGAUACCUAGUUAUUCAGGGUGAUGAUCGUAUGAAGCUUCCCAGCCCAAAUGACAGCAAAUUCUUCCAGAAUCUCUUGGAUGAAGAUCUGGAAGACAUGAUGGAUGCUGAGGAGUACUUGGUACCCCAGGCUUUCAACAUCCCUCCUCCUAUCUACACAUCCAGAGCAAGAACUGACUCCAAUAGGAGUGAAAUUGGACACAGCCCUCCUCCUGCCUACACCCCCAUGUCGGGAAACCAAUUUGUGUACCAGGAUGGGGGCUUUGCUACACAACAAGGAAUAGCCAUGCCCUAUAGAGCCACAACCAACACCAUACCAGAAGCUCCAGUUGCUCAGGGUGCAACAGCUGAGAUGUUUGAUGAUUCUUGCUGUAAUGGUACCCUACGCAAGCCAGUAGCACCCCAUGUCCAAGAGGACAGCAGCACGCAGAGGUAUAGUGCUGACCCCACAGUGUUUGCCCCAGAACGGAACCCACGAGGAGAACUGGAUGAAGAAGGCUACAUGACUCCCAUGCGUGACAAGCCCAAACCAGAAUAUCUGAAUCCUGUGGAAGAAAACCCUUUUGUGUCACGGAGAAAAAAUGGAGACCUUCAAGCUUUAGAUAACCCGGAAUAUCACAGCGCUUCCAGCGGCCCGACCAAGGCUGAGGAUGAGUAUGUGAACGAGCCCCUCUAUCUCAACACCUUCGCCAAUGCCUUGGGGAACGCAGAGUACCUGAAGAACAGCGUACUGUCUGUGCCCGAGAAAGCCAAGAAAGCAUUCGACAACCCCGACUACUGGAACCACAGCCUGCCACCCCGGAGCACGCUUCAGCACCCAGACUACCUACAGGAAUACAGCACAAAGUAUUUUUAUAAACAGAACGGACGUAUCCGCCCCAUUGUGGCAGAGAACCCUGAGUACCUCUCUGAGUUCUCGCUGAAGCCAGGCACUAUGCUGCCCCCUCCGCCCUACAGACACCGGAAUACUGUGGUGUGA
Messenger RNA from Arvicola amphibius (Eurasian water vole), 3831 nucleotides. RefSeq names its product erb-b2 receptor tyrosine kinase 4 (gene Erbb4). The record is from RefSeq and is a predicted model, not a curated record. The coding region runs from base 1 to 3831 and encodes 1276 amino acids. The transcript is spliced from 28 exons. Gene Ontology annotation, cellular component: signaling receptor complex; basal plasma membrane. Lineage: Eukaryota; Metazoa; Chordata; Mammalia; Rodentia; Cricetidae. Gene Ontology annotation, biological process: positive regulation of kinase activity; positive regulation of cell population proliferation; multicellular organism development. Gene Ontology annotation, molecular function: transmembrane receptor protein tyrosine kinase activity; ATP binding; epidermal growth factor receptor binding.